UGAUUGGACAGUGGAGACCUGGUCUCAUGGACAACCAGCCGCGCGCGGCGGUGGUUCCUCGCAGGUGGAUGGGUGGAGUUCACAGAAGUUAGAGCAAGAUGGCGUCGAUUGAGGAACUGAACCCGGAGAACCCGAGCUGAAGCAGCAAUCCCCGUCUGGGGAAGGGUUAAUGCGGGGGUGGGGGUAUCGCCGCUCCCUCUGACGAGGUGACUCGCCUUCUUAAGAGGUGACUCGCUGUAGUUGAGUCGGGUGUGCCUCGCCAGCAAUGGAAAACGGCGAGCUGAGCAGCAUGGAGACUAUGGAGACCCUGACGGAGCUCGGCGACGAGCUCACACUGGGCGAUAUCGAUGAAAUGCUACAAUUUGUCAGCAAUCAGGUUGGAGAUUUUCCAGAUUUAUUUUCUGAACAGUUAUAUGGCACAUUCCAAAGCAGCAAUGCAUGUAAUGGAGACAGAAUAUCAGAUACUUCACAGAAAGCCUACAGCCAGGGACAGUUACAGUCCUCUUCUCCUAGUACAGCUUCUCCACCACAACUUCAGUCUGUGCAAGUGAAGACCUCUCAGUCAACAGGCACAAUUCCUGCUCCACAGCGGGCUGCACCCCCUCUUCAACCUCGCCCCCAAGUUCAGCCCCCACUUCAGCAACAGACAGUGAUGAUUACUCCAACUUUCAGCUCCUCUCCCCAGACCCGGUUCAUUCAGCAACCUGUAAUAUACCAAAAUGCAGCCACAAGUUUUCAAGUGCUGCAACCUCAGGUUCAAAGCUUGGUGACUUCUUCCCAGGUUCAACCAGUUGCCAUUCAACAGCAGGUCCAGACCAUGCAAGGUCAGAGAGUACUGACGCAGAGUACCAGUGGCACCAUCCAGACACUAACACCAGCGACUGUCCAGGCAGUAGCUGCCCCUCAGGUUCAGCAGGUUCCAGUCCUGGUCCAGCCACAGAUAAUCAAGACAGAUUCUCUUGUCUUAACUACAUUGAAAACUGAUGGCAGUCCUGUUAUGGCUACUGUUCAGAAUCCAGCCCUGACAGCCAUACAGACAACAGCUCUGCAGACUUUGGUUGGUAGCAAUGGGGCCAUCUUGACAACUAUGCCUAUGAUGAUGGGAGGGCAGGAGAAGAUGCCCAUUAAACAAGUGCCUAAUAACACCAAGCAGCCAGAACCACCAAAGGAAGGAGAAAGGCGAACAACUCAUAAUAUUAUUGAGAAGAGAUAUCGAUCAUCUAUAAACGACAAGAUCAUAGAACUGAAAGAUCUAGUCAUGGGAACAGAUGCUAAAAUGCACAAGUCUGGUGUAUUGAGGAAAGCUAUUGACUACAUUAAAUACCUACAGCAGGUUAACCAUAAAUUGCGACAGGAGAACAUGAUCCUUAAGCUGUCUAGCCAGAAAAACAAGUUGUUAAAGGGUUUUGACUUAAGCAGUCUAGUGGACAACGAUGUGGAUCUGAAGAUGGAUGAAUUCAAUCAAAAUGCUCUAUUGAUGUCCCCUCCAGCUUCUGACUCAGGAUCACCAGCAGGCUUUUCCCCUUAUUCAAUUGAUUCAGAACCAGGAAGUCCACUAUUGGAUGAUGCAAAGGUUAAAGAUGAACCUGAUUCCCCACCUGUUGCUCUUGGAAUGGUUGAUCGCUCACGGAUGCUGCUUUGUGCUCUCACAUUCCUCUGUCUCUCCUUUAAUCCUUUAACAUCUUUUUUGGACAGCAAAGAAACACCGGACACUUACAGCACAGUGCAUCAUGGUUCUGAGAGGAAUAUACAAGCAAUAAAACCAGAAUCAGGUGGCUGGUUUGGCUGGAUGAUGCCCACUUUGAUCUUGUGGCUUGUGAACGGUGUUAUUAUCUUGAGUGUAUUCAUAAAACUGUUAGUGCAUGGAGAGCCAGUGAUACGACUGCAUUCCCGUUCUUCUGUGACGUUUUGGCGGCAUCGGAAACAGGCAGACCUGGAUUUAGCUAAGGGGGACUUUGCUGCUGCUGCAUCAAAUUUGCAGAUCUGUCUUUCUACCCUGGGCAGAGCAUUGCCUACUUCUCGUUUUGACUUGAUCUGUAGCCUUUCCUGGAACAUUAUUCGUUACAGUCUCCAAAAAUUGGGGUUAGUACGUUGGCUGCUAAAGAGGACAUCACAGCAGAGACGAGCAACUGAGACUCCUCUUGGCUUUGAAGAUGAAGCCAAAACCAGUGCGCGAGAUGCAGCAUUAGUGUAUCAUAAACUUCAUCAACUCCAUAUUACAGGUGAGCUUCCGUCCAGUUCAGCGUACUCAGGAUUGCACAUGGCAUUGUGUGCUGUAAACCUGGCAGAAUGUGCAGAGGAGAAGAUUUCACCAAGCACACUGGCAGAGAUUCAUCUAACUGCUGCAGUUGGCCUGAAAACUCGCUGUGGUGGCAAGCUGGGCUUCCUGGCGAGUUAUUUCUUAAAUCAAGCUCAGAGCUUGUGUACUUCUGAGCACAGUGACAUCCCUGAUUCCUUACGCUGGUUGUGCCAUCCUUUGGGGCAGAAAUAUUUUGUGGAACGGAGCUGGACAGUGAAAGCUGCUGCUAAGGAUAGUCUGUACUCCACUCAGAGGAACCCAGCUGAUCCCAUUGCACAGGUACACCAGGCAUUCUGUGAGAACCUAUUGGAGAGAGCUGUUGAAUCCAUUGUGAAUCCUCAGAUUCCCAAAGGGGCUACAAGCCAUGAUGAUGAGACACCUUGUGAAUUUGCUAAUGCUUUGGACUACUUGAAAUUACUAAGUUCUUUUGUGGAUUCUUUGGGAAGUGGGAUACCACCCUUUUCUGGAAAUUCUGUGCUGAAGUCUGCCCUAGGUCCUGAUGUAGUCUGCAGAUGGUGGUCAUCAGCAAUCACAAUGAUAAUCAGCUGGAUCAAGGGUGAUGAUACAGCUGUGAAAUCUCAGUUUAUCAACGUAGAACGAAUUCCUAAAUGCUUGGAAAUGAUGGAGAAUGCCCUUGUAAGAGCUAUCUUCCAUGUAUGCAAAGCCAUGAAUGUCCUGUUGUCUAGCAAGGCAGAUGGGCAGCAUAGUUCAUUUAAUCAUUGUGAAAGAGCUAGCACUCAUCUCUGGAACAGUCUCAAUAUGAGAAGUGGGAUCUCAAGCACAAGUCUCAACAAUAUGAUCCAGUUGCUGGCUUGUGAUCUACUGUUAUCCCUCCGUACCACUCUGUGGCAGAAACAGACAAACUCUAGUCUAGCUUUGGGAGACACGCACCAUGCUUCUGCUUCUGAGCUGACUGGCUUCCAGCGUGAUCUUGGCAGCCUGCGAAAACUAGCAAAUAGCUUCAGGCUUGCUUAUCGAAAGGUUUUCCUGCAUGAGGCCACUGUGCGCUUGAUGGCAGGAGCCAGCCCCACACGAACUCAUCAGCUGUUGGAGCAUAGUCUCAGACGUCGGACCCCACAGAAUACCAAGCAAGGUGAGUUGGAUGUUCUUCCUGGACAAAGAGAACGAGCUACAGCAAUUCUGUUAGCCUGCCGCUACCUCCCCCUGUCUUUUCUGUCAUCUCCGGGCCAGCGUGCUGUCCUACUUGCAGAAGCAGCUCGUACACUGGAGAAGGUUGGCGACAUGCGUUCCUGCAAUGACUGUCAGCAGAUGAUUGUGAAACUAAGUGGUGGCACAGCUAUUGCUGCUUCCUAACCUUAGAGGAAUAGUUUCAUCAGACAUUGAAUGAUAUCUUGUCCCCCCCCCUUUUUUUUUUUCUUAAAAACCCUUCCAGAUCUGUGGAAGUUUCAUUGUACUAAUAGGAGACAGUGACUUGGUGUAUAGCAAGUGGUGAAUUAUUUGCUUCCAAGUAAAAAGAAUGUUCAUGCUGGUGCUAGAAAGUUAUUUUUUCUCCUGACAGAGACUGAUAUCUUGGACUGAUUAACUUGUAUAUCUUUGAAAGAGGAAUUUUCUUUUCUCUCUUAUUCUUU
Messenger RNA from Crotalus tigris (Tiger rattlesnake), 3888 nucleotides. It is a transcript of the gene SREBF2, whose product is annotated as sterol regulatory element binding transcription factor 2. The coding region runs from base 266 to 3613 and encodes 1115 amino acids. The record is from RefSeq and is a predicted model, not a curated record. NCBI's taxonomy places the organism in Eukaryota, Metazoa, Chordata, Lepidosauria, Squamata, Viperidae. Gene Ontology annotation, cellular component: nucleus. The transcript is spliced from 19 exons. Gene Ontology annotation, biological process: positive regulation of transcription by RNA polymerase II; positive regulation of cholesterol storage. Gene Ontology annotation, molecular function: protein dimerization activity; RNA polymerase II cis-regulatory region sequence-specific DNA binding; DNA-binding transcription factor activity, RNA polymerase II-specific.